Molecule: messenger RNA, 1080 nt
Organism: Aspergillus nidulans FGSC A4
Lineage: Eukaryota; Fungi; Ascomycota; Eurotiomycetes; Eurotiales; Aspergillaceae
Exons: 2
Coding region: 25-1080 (351 amino acids)
Source: RefSeq, a predicted model, not a curated record
GCGCAGUCUCUAAGUCAUUCAAAAAUGCCUCCCAGAUACUUUGAUAGAUUGUGGUCCCAAUACCUCACUCAUCAAUCUAUCAAGUUUCAGACACAAUUCUCUAAACUGCCUCUACCAUUGUUCACAUCAACUCAACGCUCACUAUGCACAAUGUCAGCGAACUCGCGUGAAGCUGUAAACUACCGACUACCGCGGUUAGAGCUCCAGAAUGCCUCCUUCCGACGACGAGCAUCUGCACAGCUCUCUGGCUCAAAGGCACAGAGCUGUAGGUAUGCUUCUGGUUUCUUGCCCCGACUUGCGAAAAAGAUUGUACCGAUGGCGCAACGCCCCGGGGGUGCGGCCGAACAAUAUAUUGCCUACGGAAUGACCCAGAGAUUAUUCGAGGCUUGUUCCAAGCAGGGGGAUUACACGAUCCCGCAGCUGAAAGAAAAAGGGGCUCAGGUUCCUAAGACCGAAGCUGGGGAGGAUCUGGGUGUUGGAGAGGGAUGGUGGUAUAAAGGUCUGCUUUCCCCUAUGCAGUUAUUUGACGUCGAGCCAUUGGCGCUGACGUCUUUAAUACCAGAGUUGGGCCUUGUUCCGACAUUCUCGACAUGGUCACAAAUCACAUUUUUACAUAUGUACCUUUUGAUGGUUCGGCUGCGGGCGUUGCCCUCCCGUGACAGUUUGCAGACGUACUCGCGCCAUUUGAUCGACCACUUCUCGCAUAAUGCUGAGUAUCGCAUGGAUGUUUUACACGGAUUGACAAGCCGUGCCAUCAGAAACAAGUUUCUGAAGGAUCUCUUCAUUCAGUGGCGUGGUGUUCUCGCUGCAUACGAUGAGGGUCUUAUCAAGGGCGAUGCCGUGCUAGGGGCUGCCAUAUGGAGAAACUUGUGGAAGGCGAGCUAUAAUACCCCUGAUGGAGAGGAAAUUGAUUGGGAGAAAGUUGCUCGCGUCGUAGCCUAUAUGCGGCGGGUGCUCUCGGAACUGUCGGAGCUACAAGAGGCGGAUCUGAUCCUUGGGCUAGGGUCACUCGAUUGCGACAAGCCCGGGAUAUUCUCACCUUCUAAAGCAGAUAUGCUUUUGGUAAAGGGGAAGCAUUAG